AGUGAGUGAUUUAACGCUGCUUUGAACAGUAUGUCAGUUAUGAUGGGUCACCUUAAUGUGGGAGGAAAGUGACGGAGGUCUCAGAUUCUAACUAGUACUAUUCACAUUCUGGACAACGGAGAAAAGCUAAUCUGCGCAUUGAAUUGCCGGGCCUUAGCCAACUCACAUCAGUUUUGACCAUGGAAUAGACUAGAGAAAUUCAACAUAAAUAUACGUGAUUUGCACAAAACCAAGAUCCCUUCAUUUGUAUUAACACCAGAUAGAAGAAAGGAACGUUCGACGAUUGAGGAGGAAGACAUGGAUGUCAAUGGCAAGACUGUAUUUGUUACCGGCGGGGCCCAGGGAGUGGGCCGAUCUCUAGUCGAGGCUGUGCUACAGAAAGGAGCAAAGGUGUGCAUAGCAGAUUUUAAUGCAACACAAGGGAAGUCAACUUUAACUGAACUUCAAGAGAAAUGGGGAAAAGAAAACGUUAUCUUUGAGGCAUGUGAUGUCUCGGAUUCUAAAUCCUUUGAAAGUAGCUUUCAAAAAGCUGUCAGUCACUUUGGAAGGAUAGAUGUGCUAGUCAACAACGCUGGAAUAGUCAGUGAGAAAGAUUGGGAGAAAUGUAUCAACGUCAAUUUUAUGGGAGUAGUCAGAGGAACUAUGCUGGCCUUAGAGCACAUGCGGACAGAUCGGGGGGGCCACGGCGGCGUCAUUAUCAACACAUCCUCCACGGCAGGACUUGCUCCUGGAUUUUGGGUACCCGUGUAUGCUGGCACCAAGAGCGCCGUUGUGAACUUCACAUGCAGCUGGGCGGCUAAUCCCGAUAUAACAAAUGCAGGUGUUCGCCUGGCAACUGUGUGCCCCUCCGGAACAUCUACAGCUAUGAUAAAUGAGGCUAGGGAGGAUCAGAUGUAUCACAAGGAAAGCUUCGUACAGGUUCUGAAGAAACAUGGUUUAUGCGACAUGGAACAUGUCACAGGCGCUUUUAUGAAGGCUAUCGAGGAAGACUCCAGCAACGGUGUGAUAUUCAUGGUAACAGCAUCAGGAGGAAUUCAGGCCGUUAAAACAUCAUUUAACGUUAUCAUCGUGGAUAGCCAGUGAACACGAACAUAUGUGAAUCGCCAUGAUGAAAGACAAAUGCGUCCUCGGAUUUGUGAUGAUUAGAGAAGAGUGAACCCUGAAAAAACUGAAAAAUUCAAGAUCCCACAUGAACGAUUUUGUUCCUCGUCUUUCGUUCACGUUUAUAUAACAACUUAUCAUUACAUACACGUCCUGUGUGUUAAAACUAUGUUUAUAAUAACACCUUGACUAAUGCACUUGACAGAUAACAAAUAGCGCCGCGCUGAGGAUCGAACUCACGUAGCCAAUUUGUUAGGCAACACCUCACCAUGGACCAAGGGCGCUAUCACAAAUUUAGUGUUCGGUUUUUUUAAAGAAAAGAACCCAUUUUGUCUGCGAAACUCGAAACGUCAUGUAAAAUACCCAUUGUCCUCACAUUUCUUUGGAUUAUUUCGUUGAAUACCUAACCCAUACACUAACUCAGAACUUACGCUGAGGAUCGUAACGGGGUGUUUAACUGGCACAUGUUCCCUACCCUAAGUAUCGUGAAGGAGUUCCUAACCCUAAUGAUCGUAACCGGGGGCUUCAUCGAAAAUGGGCUUCAUCGAAAAGGGGAUCCAAGGGCUUGGGAUAGAGUGGGCGGUAGCCUACAAAAACCCUUACACAACUAACCCUAAAUAUCGAAGUGGCACGUUUGGUCUGUGAGAGCCACAGCUGCGCCCGGUAAACUGCAAUGUUGCCGUAAUAUCAGUUAUGUUUACCUUCAUGAUAGUUAUCACAGUUGCAGUAAUAUAUUUUGUUUGUAUGUUUGUUGUUUAACGCCGCGCACAGUAAUAUCCCAGCUAUAUAAGGGCGGUCUGUAAAUAAUCGAGUUUGGACAAGACAAUCCAAUUAUUGAUAUCAUGAACA
Messenger RNA from Haliotis rufescens (red abalone), 1950 nucleotides. RefSeq names its product 15-hydroxyprostaglandin dehydrogenase [NAD(+)]-like. The transcript is spliced from 8 exons. Gene Ontology annotation, cellular component: cytoplasm. Bases 298 to 1083 code for a protein of 261 amino acids. Gene Ontology annotation, molecular function: oxidoreductase activity, acting on the CH-OH group of donors, NAD or NADP as acceptor. Lineage: Eukaryota; Metazoa; Mollusca; Gastropoda; Lepetellida; Haliotidae. The record is from RefSeq and is a predicted model, not a curated record.